AUGAAUGACCAUCUCUUACCCAAUAUCACACUGGGAUUGGAAAUCUAUGACAAUGUUUUCAAUCCGCUGAGAGCCGUUGGGAACACUCUGCAGUUCCUCUUCACAGGGCAGGGGAAUCCCUUCAAUUACAACUGUGACGGGAAGCAGCAGCUAGUCCUUGCCAUUGGUGGGCUCACCUCCCCAAAUUCCAUGCAGAUGGCCAGUGUCUUCAAUACCUACAAGAUCCCACAGCUUCAUGCUUUUCUGAGCAAUAUCCAUUUCAACAAUAGUGCUGGGGAAGAAAUCUUUUUUGAUGAGGAAGGGAGCCUGCCAUCAGGAUACGAUAUCAUCAACUUGGUCACAUUCCCCAAUGACACCUUCCAGAAAGUCCAAACUGGAAGGAUGGAUCCCCUGGCUCGUGAAGGAAAAAGGUUCACCAUGAAUGGAAGUGCUACGGUAUGGAACCACAAGUUUAAAGAGUCUCAGAUUGAGGACUCCAGCAAUGCAGACCAGUGUGAGAUGUGCCCAGAAGAUCAAUGUCCAAAUGAGAAACAGGAUCAAUGCAUCGCCAAAACGAUGACCUAUUUAUCCUAUGGAGAACCGUUGGGAGCAGUUUUGAUUUCUUUUGCUCUUUUGUUUUCCCUGAUCACCUUUGCUGUGAUUGGGAUCUUUGUUCUGCUCUCCAAAACUCCCAUUGUGAAAGCCAAUAACUGGAGCAUUACUUGUACCCUUCUCUCCUCUCUGCUGCUUUGCUUUCUCUGCUCCUUCCUAUUCAUUGGUCAGCCUAGGAAGGUGACCUGUCUCCUCAGACAAACCGUGUUUGGCAUCACCUUUACUGUCGCAAUUUCCUCUGUGUUGGCCAAAACCAUCACUGUUGUUCUGGCCUUCCUGGCCACCAAGCCAGGAAACAGGAUGAGGAGAUGGAUAGGGAAGAGGCUGGCAGUAUCGGUCAUCAUUCUCUGUUCACUUAUUCAAAUUGGCAUCUGUGCUGUGUGGCUGGCAAACACUCCCCCUUUCCCAGAGUUUGACAUGCACUCUCAGAUCAGUGAGAUCAUUGUGCAAUGCAAUGAAGGCUCAAACACCAUGUUCUACAUCGUCCUGGGCUACAUGGGUUUUCUGGCCAUCAUCAGCUUCACUGUGGCCUUCCUUGCGAGAAAGUUACCAGAUAGCUUUAAUGAAGCCAAGCUGAUCACCUUCAGCAUGCUGGUCUUCUGCACUGUUUGGAUUACUUUUGUCCCAAGCUACUUGAGCACCAAGGGGAAAUACAUGGUGGCUGUGGAAGUCUUCUCCAUCAUGGCCUCUAGUGGUGGACUGUUGAGUUGUAUCUUCCUCCCCAAAUGCUACAUUAUUAUUCUUAGACCUGAUCUGAACACCAGAGAGCAACUAGUAAGGAAACAAUAUUGA
This is a messenger RNA of Hemicordylus capensis (graceful crag lizard), 1383 nucleotides long. Its product is annotated as vomeronasal type-2 receptor 26-like. Lineage: Eukaryota; Metazoa; Chordata; Lepidosauria; Squamata; Cordylidae. The transcript has 4 exons. The record is from RefSeq and is a predicted model, not a curated record. Gene Ontology annotation, biological process: G protein-coupled receptor signaling pathway. The coding region runs from base 1 to 1383 and encodes 460 amino acids. Gene Ontology annotation, cellular component: membrane. Gene Ontology annotation, molecular function: G protein-coupled receptor activity.